AUGUCUGAGGCUUAUGAGAUUUACAAAGAAGGUGGUCUAUUAGGAGAUCGUUAUCAAAAAUUAGAAGAUAUCAGUGAAGGUGCCUUCGGUUUAGUUUCAUUGGCAAAGGAUAUCAAAAAAUCUAAAUUAGUCGCUGUUAAAUAUAUUUUCAAAGAGGAAGAUGUCAAUAACAAGGAAGAAAAUCCUUCAAGAAGAUCCACAUUUACCAACCGUAAUGGUCAAUCAUUAAAGUCUAAAAUGGUUUCUAAGAAAUUAACUCAAGGUAUUUGUGAGGAAGCUAUUUAUGAGAUUUCAAUUCAAGAGAAAAUUGGAUUUCAUCCUUAUAUUAUCUCAUUAUUAGAUUACUUUGAUUCUUUUAUUAUCUUGGAAUAUUGUGCAAGAGGUGAUCUUUAUGAAGCUAUCAAAGCUGAUGCUGGUCCAACUUCAACACCAGAUAUUGUAAAUGUUGUCUUACAAUUGAUUGAAGCUGUUCAAUUUGUUCAUUCAAAAGGUGUUUAUCAUCGUGAUAUCAAACCUGAAAAUAUCUUGAUUUCUGAUGAUUGGUCAAUUAGAUUGACUGAUUUUGGUUUAGCUUCAACAACAAGAUAUUGUAAUGAUUUUGGUGUUGGUAGUGAACGUUAUAUGGCACCUGAAUUAUUUGAUCAAAAAAACAUUGAGGUAUAUGAUGCUUUAAAAGUUGAUAUUUGGUCAAUUGGUAUUUGUUUUUUGAACAUUGUUUUCCAUAAAAAUCCUUUUGGCUCAGCAACUCAUAAUGAUAAAUCUUUCAGUCAUUUUGCUAGAAAUCGUGAAGCUUUAUUUGAUGUUUUCUCAACUAUGUCAAUUGAUUUCUUUACCGCUUUACGUUACUCAUUAACUUUAGAUCCAGAGAAUCGUGAUUUAGAUCAAUUAAAAUCAGAAGUUGAAGGUAUUCGUUCAUUAACAAUUGAUGAUGAUUUGAUGUCGUUCUCUGAAGAAGUCAGUAAUAAUAAGAAUUUCUUGGGAACAGAACCAAUCAAAAUCAAAAACAAUGCAGUCGGAAGAAAAGCACUUGGAAUUCCAACUCCAAGCACUUAUAUCAACAAUCAUUUCCAAAAUUAUAAAACUGAACGUUUCAAUCGUAAAGAUUUCUUCACUCCACCAACUGUUUCUGCUCAUUAUUUAGAAAAAUAUGAAAAAUAUAGGAAAACAGGAAAUGGUUAUAAUCAUAAUCAUAAAUAUGAUGGUUUGAAAAAUAGAGCUCAUGAUAAUUAUCAUUUGAUUCCACCACCAUCUACACCUGGUCAACAAAGAAGAUCAAGAAAAAGUUCAUCAUCUUCAACUGGUAAAUACGUUCCACCAAGUUUAAGAUCUCCAAAAAUUUUCAAAUCACCUUUGCAAAGUUCAGCUGUUAUUGAUAAUAAUGAUAUUGAUGAUGAUUUGUUUGUUUUAGAAGAAGCUGAUUCACCAGAUACUAGUUUCCAAGAAGAUGAUCAAUUUGGUGGUAUUGAUGAUGCAAUCGCUUCAAUGGAUUUGAAUGAUAAGAACUAUUCUAGUGAUAGUUCAUCUGCUCCUUCAUUAUUAUCCCCAAUGCCUAUUUACAACGAUCGGAAUAAAGGUUCUUCUUCAACAAUCCAUAAUAGAAGAAGCUCUAUUGAACAUCGUGGUGGUUCUGGUUCUGGUUCUGAUAUUAGAAAGCAUCAAUUCACAAAGAGUGCUGAUUCAGCUCUUGUUUCUGAAGACAAAGAGAAUCAAGGUCCAGGUUAUGUUAAUGGACCAAAGAAAUAUGUUCCUCCUCAUCAUCGUGCUGAUUAUCCUCAAUGGAGAUCAACUCAUAAAAAAGCUGAUAGUUUCCAUCACCAUAACAAUAAUGGUAGACGUUUCAAUUUCAAUAAUAUGAAAAAUGGUAUAAUGUCAUCAUCUGUUCCUACAAAUAGCAAAAAUGAUUGGUUUGCUCAAGCCUCUAAGAUGGAGUUAUACGAUGAAGAUGUUAUUGAUGAUGAUUUUGAGAAAUCUGAAGCUUAUACCAGAUAUGCUGGUCGUGUUGCUGAGAGAACUUAUAAUGUUUCUUCAUCUUCAUCAUCCUCAUCUUCCCAUUAUUAUUCUAAAUUGGAAAAGAAUAAGAAUGUUAGAGAAUCUACCCGUGAGAUUCCAGCUACCGUUGUUGCUGAAUGA
Molecule: messenger RNA, 2130 nt
Organism: Hansenula ciferrii
Lineage: Eukaryota; Fungi; Ascomycota; Saccharomycetes; Phaffomycetales; Wickerhamomycetaceae
Gene: KSP1
Product: putative serine/threonine protein kinase KSP1
Exons: 1
Coding region: 1-2130 (709 amino acids)
Biological process (GO): autophagosome organization; autophagy; protein autophosphorylation
Cellular component (GO): autophagosome; cytoplasm
Molecular function (GO): protein serine/threonine kinase activity; ATP binding
Source: RefSeq, a predicted model, not a curated record